AUGGCAACCCCUUUCAUGUUCAAUUCGUCAGCAAAACCCGCUACAAGUACGGGUGGGUCGUUAUUCAAUGCGCAGAAUUCGACAUUAAGCGUAUCGAGCGCGCCUGCCUUCGGAUAUCCUUCGACUACAACUAAUGCCACAGGUACACAGCCCUUCGGUACUACACAUAAUACGGGAUUGGGACCAUCAUUUGGCACCCUGGGAAAUGCCGGGACGUCAACUUUCGGUCAACCUGCUCCAGCGGUCGCCGCUACACCGAAGAUGUUUAACUCAAGGUGUACUGUUAGAUUAUUGACCCAACACGUACCACAAUGGCGUGGUCAUUUCGACAUCGCCGACGUGAUGCUCAGUGCCCAUGAGAAAAGCAUUGUAAAGGUCCGAGGUAUGGUCGACCGUCUAGUUGAGCUUGAUAAACAAUCCUGGGAAUCGCAUGAAAAUAUCAAGAAUUCCUUAAACGGAAUCAGUUUGCUGCAGUCGAAACUGCAACGUGAGGUUAACGAUCGUUGCAAACGUCAGGACACGCAGAAUAUGAUCUCCAUUAAGGCACGCAGAUUAUCGGAGUCGCUACAAACAAAUGAAACACCCCGUGGGAGCAAGGUUUCAGCUGCGUUCCGUGUACCCAACCAUUUACAUGUACAUCUUACAAAGGAGUUACUCGACACAAUAAGGUCGUGGAGGCGAGAGAUUAACGUACUUCAGUUAGAGGUCCUAUCACUUAAAGAUAUCGAGCUGUCACAGUAUGUGUCCACUGUCAAGGUCGUCUUAGGAAGUCACGAUAAAAGAAUUGCAAACAUAGGCAAUAGAGUUACGAAGGCAGUUUCUAGCAUGGAUGUUCGCCUAAGAGACCGCAAGGGGCUCUGGGAGGUUGUUGCCGACGAACCUAGCGAAUUGAAAAAAGCAUUCCUUACAGCUGUGGGACUCCCUGUGAGACCUCCAGUUUCACAAAAUGAUUCUCUCGCAGUGUCAUGCAGUGAAAGUAGUAGGGAAAUAAAGAAACAGAUUGCCUAUCUACGGAAAUUCAACUCCGCGUUCACGGAAACAGGAAAGAGCGCCGUCGACUCGUGUUACAACAUUCGUGAGGUGUUACAGAAACCAACACCACCUCCCACAAGUUCGCAAUUGUUCGGUUCAAUUGCGCCUGUAGGUGCCAUGGUGGGAGGCGCUCCUGCCGGCACCGCUGGUGGGUCCCUGUUUGGGGCGACCAGUACCACACCUGGAACAGGUUUGUUUGGGAGCACCACCGGAAUAGGUCUCUUCGGUACCGCGGCGAAACCAGCUGGUAUCACCGGAACUACAACUACUACUGGAACUACGGGAUUGUUUGGUGCUACUCCCGCCAGCAACACAGGUACAACCGGACUUUUUGGUGCCACUACUACGGGGACGACUGGAACUGGCCUGUUUGGUACGAAUACCGCUACUACCACUGGAACUGGUUUGUUCGGAACAAAACCAACAGGAACUACAACAGGGUCCACAGGAUUAUUUGGGGCGGCGGCAACGACAACAGCUCCUGCUACGACUGGCACUGGCCUUUUCGGGACAACUAACACUAGCACUGGUGUGUUUGGAACGGCCGCAGCGGCGCCAGCUACCACGGGUGCCGGUUUGUUCGGAAGUACCACUGCAGGUACUACAACAAGUACAACUGGAACAGGGUUAUUCGGUAGCGCCGCGACAGCAGCAACGCCCACAGCGGGGACCGGAUUAUUUGGUUCCACUACUACCGGUACCACUGGUACCGGAUCAGGCUUGUUUGGAACAACUGCGUCUACAACAGGUAACACUGGACUCUUUGGUGCCACCAAUACGUCGAGUUCCCAAGGGCUCUUUGGAUCGACAACUGCCACGACAACCGGUGGGCAACAACAACAACAAACGUCCACAACUGGUGGACUAUUCGGGUUGUCAGGUACAGGGACCAACACCAGUCAGCAAACUACUGUUUCGAAAAGCACCGCCAUUGUACCUUACAACCCAAACCCGCUUUUACGAUAA
Messenger RNA from Babesia sp. Xinjiang, 1998 nucleotides. It is a transcript of the gene nup98, whose product is annotated as Nuclear pore complex protein Nup98-Nup96. Gene Ontology annotation, biological process: nuclear pore organization; NLS-bearing protein import into nucleus; protein localization to nuclear inner membrane. Gene Ontology annotation, cellular component: nuclear pore; nuclear pore central transport channel. The record is from RefSeq and is a predicted model, not a curated record. Gene Ontology annotation, molecular function: structural constituent of nuclear pore. NCBI's taxonomy places the organism in Eukaryota, Apicomplexa, Aconoidasida, Piroplasmida, Babesiidae. The transcript has a single exon. The coding region runs from base 1 to 1998 and encodes 665 amino acids.